AUGGAACCUCAGAGAGGGGAACGCCAGGAACGUGAGCUGUCAGUAAUUGUGAACACCCCAUCGCCAGAUGUGCUGCACCUUCCCGACCCCAGUUUGAGUUGUGCUCACGCGUGCUGCAAGCGAGCCCCCCCCCGCCACGCCAACACGCAGGUGCGCGCCUCUCAAGAACACACGCCAGGCCGAGGUCUGCGGUCGCCUAUGCGUCCCCUCGAAGAAAGGCCAACUCCGUCCCUCAAUCUGGCCUGCUUCCAAUAG
Molecule: messenger RNA, 255 nt
Organism: Mesocestoides corti
Lineage: Eukaryota; Metazoa; Platyhelminthes; Cestoda; Cyclophyllidea; Mesocestoididae
Source: the annotation of a GenBank genome assembly